CGUACCCUGAUUUUUCAGAGUUGUUACCACACUGACGACUUUCUGUAUACUUCAAAGAACUUUGUGGGUUUUUGGGCCUAUAAAAUUUUAGUAGGUUCUGAUAUUUGUAAUUCUCUGCUGUUAUUUUUACGAUUGGCCAUUUGCUGAAUAAUAAUUGAAAUCGUGAGGAUAAGGUAACCUGUUCGUUUUUAAAAUGAGUAGAUUUCACUGUACUCGUUACCAGUCGUUUUAUACUUGAGGUAUAAUGACAUAACUUCAAUCAUGAGCUCCUGCAUUCUUAUGGGAUACCUUUGGAUCUGGACAACCGAACGUGAUCAGAAUGAGUUCAGAGCAUGAGGAUGAACAUUGGGCUAUCAAACUGAUGCAAGAACAAUCUACUUGGCAACCAUCUGUUUUAAGGCAAUAUGGUGAAGUAUUAUGCGGUGGCAUAAUAGGGGUUUGCGGUCCACUUACUGCCAAUUAUUUCGGCAGUAGACCACUUCAUGCUGGUUUCCAAAGACAUAUUGCAUGUACUAUAAUUGGUGCAUCUAUAGGAUAUGGAAUUAAACUUUUAGUUAAUGAUUGGAGUGGAAAAAGGGACGCUAUUAUGAUAGACUAUAUCAGAAGACAUCCAGAACGCUUCCCUGAACCAGAACGUAAAAGAUUUGCUGAUGUUUUUAUGCCUUGGGGACCAAUUCGUUAGAUCCGUGAUAUUCUUUGUUAGUUACUAUCUGUAAUAUCAGUGUAGAAAUGUCUAAGUCAUAACACUUCUUAUAAAUAACAGGUAUGAAAAUGCAUUAUUGUGUAAGGUAUUUAUGUAUAGAAUGAAAGUACCUUCCAAUUUUUUAAAGCUGAUAAAACUAUGGUGUAGAUAAAACAGCCUGGGGUGUUACCAUCAAAAUGACUUAGCAGAUCUAGCUUUUGAAAAGUGUUGUAAAAGAGAAAAUAAUAACACAAAUAGAAUUGACAAAA
Cephus cinctus (wheat stem sawfly) is the source of this 951-nucleotide messenger RNA. RefSeq names its product NADH dehydrogenase [ubiquinone] 1 subunit C2 (gene ND-B14.5B). NCBI's taxonomy places the organism in Eukaryota, Metazoa, Arthropoda, Insecta, Hymenoptera, Cephidae. The transcript has 4 exons. Gene Ontology annotation, cellular component: mitochondrial inner membrane. The coding region runs from base 320 to 682 and encodes 120 amino acids. Gene Ontology annotation, biological process: mitochondrial electron transport, NADH to ubiquinone. The record is from RefSeq and is a predicted model, not a curated record.